AGACGAGAGCGGCCCAGCCGAGCCUGAGAUUGCAUAACAAGGGUCGUGACCCGCCGCCGCCCAUUGUUCCCCUUUCCAACUCCACCCACAAAUCCACAUCUUGUUCCUCAUCCAUCUCCAAUUGAUCUGGCCGGCGUCGUCAAGAUCCAUCCGAGAAAAUCCAAUCCGUUCCAAUCCAGACAAAGCUAGCUAGGAUGGAUCCAUACCAUGCUCCUAUGGCGGGGAUUUCGUUAGGUUCGCUGGUUCCGCCGGACGUCGACGUCGGCGCCGCCGCCGACCUCCCCCAGAGCUGCAUUCUUGACAGCAAGCCUUUCUUCGGCGAGAGGAUAAACGACACCACGGCCACCUACAGCACCACCGACCCGGACGACGAACAGCGCCCCAUGGUCAUCCAGAUCACCUUGUUCGUCGCCCGCCCGCCUCGCGUCUCCUACGUGCUUGCCUGGGCCACCGGCACCCGCUUCACCGAGGAGCCUCUCGUCCUCUCCACCCACGGCGGCUUCGUCCUUCUCUCCAUGGCCGUACGCUUCAAGAAAUGGCCGUUCUCCGAAUACUACAUCUACCAUACCGACCGAGAUCACGGCGGUGAUGGCCGUCCGGAGCUCUAUCAGAUCCAGCAACCCAACAGCAUGCGCUUGGUCAACGAAUGCUGUGCGGUGGGCCUCGUUUCUCAUGGCGGAGGCUACCACGUCGCUGCACUAGCCAUUCAGGAGAAUGGAGAGUUCCUGCUCUACAUCUUCAGCUCCGAGACGCGAGCCUGGACCAUCAAGAAACCAGUCUUGUCACUGGCAGAUGGAGCCACUGACCUUGGCGACUACAUGCCGGACAAGGCGAUCGCGUCGGUGAUGGCGGUGUCAUGGCGUUCGUCGACUUGUGGAAUGGCAUCCUCUUCUGCAACGUCCUUGACAGUGGUGAACACGCUGAGCUGUGCUAUCUACGUCUGCCAUCUGCAGAGCUCUGCCGGCCAGACAUGAACUACCGGUUGCAACCUCCUCGAGACAUCGCCUUCGACAUGUCCAGCGACACAAUUCGCAUCAGGUUCGUUGAGGUGGUUUGUCCCUCCUUCUCUCCGGGUUGGCGCGCUUCCACCUGGACUACGACCACUACGGCUACGAGUCCUUGGCGCCAACAGGAGAAGGGCUGGCAGCAGGGCUUCGUGCUCUAUGAUCAUGAACUCUUGGUGGCCGAUGGUGUCAGCACUGACGGGCUGCUGCCUGAGGUUUCGGAAUUGGCCGAGACGAAACUUGCUAACCUCUUAGUGGAUAUGCCCAUGUUGAGCUUACACGAAAACAACAUCAUCUGUUUGUUGGCCAAACACCAUAUGGCGGACAGUGAAGUUUGGUCGAUUGCUGUCGACAUGGAGAUGAAGAAGCUGAAAGGAGUCAAUCUUCUUCAGGUCGGAAGAUGCACAACACUAUUCUACAGCACCAUCUCCAGCCAUCUCAAUAUGACAGCUGCAGCUUCAGUGCUAGAUACAUCCGUUUGAGCGUCAAGUAAUUCCGGACGGAGGGAGUACACCUGCAAUGCACAAACCAAGAUAAUUAGGUGAAAAGGAAUGCCCAAAGAGGCCAGGAACCCAGCUAGAGUCAUAUCCUCACAAGAAGCAGCAGCAGCAGCUAUCCAUGAUGUCAUCCGCGGUUGGUGAACAGGAGCAAGACGCCAUGGGAGCUCCUGAUGGGGAUGAGGAUAAUGUGUGAAACUAUGUCUGAUUAAGUUUAACAUCGAUGAAUAGCUAAGUUAAUCCGCAUUGUGUCUGUCAAAGCAUCAUAUUUUAGUAUCUAGGAUGAUGAUUGGUCAGGAAGAAGACUGUAUUAUUUGCUCUUAUUUGUACGCUAGCUGUUUUGCCUCGUUUCUGGAUAAAUCAUUUUGAUGUUGCUUUAGUCUGAACUCUUGAUGAUAUGGAUAGCAGUUUUUCGUAGUA
Messenger RNA from Aegilops tauschii subsp. strangulata, 1921 nucleotides. RefSeq lists its product as uncharacterized. The record is from RefSeq and is a predicted model, not a curated record. Lineage: Eukaryota; Viridiplantae; Streptophyta; Magnoliopsida; Poales; Poaceae.